GAUCACCCUUUUUUGAUAAAUUUCCCUAGGUAACAAAGAUGGAUUUUGUACAACAUGUAAGGCACUCUAGAGCAAAGCAUCUGGAUGAUUUUUCCAACACCACAACUCUGUUAUUGGAGGCAACCAUGAGAGGAGAUCAAGAAGACUUGGCCAAUGUGUUAAGACAAAACUCAAGGAGUUCUUGAAGAUGCAGACAUGGUGUCAACAGCAACUCCAUUGCACAAAGCCUCAGCUUUGGGUUUAAACCAAGAUGGUUUAACUCCUUUGCACUUGGCUUCUUUAAUGGGAAAUCUAGAGGUUUUGAAGGAGCUAAUUUGUCUAGGUAAAGACCUGUCUUCUCAAGGAUAUAUAUGGGAGACACCUCUCCACUGUGCUGCCAUGAUGGGGAAACUUGAAGCUAUGGAGGAAUUGCUCGGCGCGUGCCCGGAAUCUGCCAUGUCAGUGACUGCAAGAGAUGAGACACCUCUUCAUGUUGCUGUCAUACACAAUCAGUUUCAGGCCUUCAAGCUGUUGGUGGAGUGGGUUGAGAAGAGAGAUAAAUUGGAGCUCAUCAACAGGAAGGAUUAUGGUGGGAAUACAGUACUUCACCUGGCUACAUCAAGAAGACAAUACCAGGCUUGUUCCAUGACUUGCAUAUUGUCAAUCCUCGUGGGAGAUACUGAAGGUAUUAAUUUCCAAAAUUGUUAGAUUUCAUUUUGUAAUUUUACUUGAGUUAAACAAUAGAGUACUUAUGGUUUCUAUGCUAAAGCCUACAUGCACCAACAGUAGUGUUGGCCACCAGUAAUUGUUGGAUUAGUGAACCCACAUUUUUUUUUUUUGGUAUUACGGUAAAAAUUGUCAACGCCAGCUUAUGUACACCUUGACUAGUUCCCUUCUUGAUUCUGUCAAAGACAAAUCAUUUAUUCUGAGACUAACCUGGUCUCAAUAGAGUUGUCAAGUUUCAACCCACUAAUCGAUUUCAAAUGGAAGGGAUAAGAAAGGGUCAAUGCACCAAUAGUAUUU
This is a messenger RNA of Ilex paraguariensis (yerba mate), 1002 nucleotides long. Lineage: Eukaryota; Viridiplantae; Streptophyta; Magnoliopsida; Aquifoliales; Aquifoliaceae. The record is from the annotation of a GenBank genome assembly.